AACAGAAAUUUUUAGACAUUGACUUUGACAUCUUGUUAUUACGGUAUUUUAGGUUAUUUGUUUUGUUCCUAUUUGAAUGUUUUCGCAAAAUGUUUUCAUUUAAACUUAAAACAGCAGAUGAAAUAAAGGACAAGAGCAUCUAUUUAAAAGCGAAUGUACAAGAUAGAAAAGAAUACCGGAAUACAUUGAAAACAUUUCAGUUAAGCAUCAACCAGUACCUAACGGAAUUGGUAAAUUUAGACAAAACGGAAGAGAAUGUUUUUGAUGAUGAAGACGACGAAUCUAUAGAAUCCGAUGAUGACGGUUAUAAGAAGCCAAAGAGAGGUUUAAAACAGUCUAAAAAGAUUUGUAAAUUAAAAAAAAAGUAAUGAAUUAUCGUAUAUGUCUUUUUUUUGUAAAAAGGAAUGUUAUUUGUAACUUGAAACAAUUGUAACAAAGGUUAACGGUUACAUCCUAUAAAUUCACACUGCAGC
This is a messenger RNA of Phyllotreta striolata, 473 nucleotides long. NCBI's taxonomy places the organism in Eukaryota, Metazoa, Arthropoda, Insecta, Coleoptera, Chrysomelidae. The record is from the annotation of a GenBank genome assembly.